This is a messenger RNA of Ichthyophthirius multifiliis, 359 nucleotides long. Its product is annotated as ribosomal RNA methyltransferase, putative. The transcript is spliced from 2 exons. The record is from RefSeq and is a predicted model, not a curated record. Gene Ontology annotation, cellular component: preribosome, large subunit precursor; nucleolus. Lineage: Eukaryota; Ciliophora; Oligohymenophorea; Hymenostomatida. Gene Ontology annotation, biological process: maturation of 5.8S rRNA from tricistronic rRNA transcript (SSU-rRNA, 5.8S rRNA, LSU-rRNA); rRNA methylation; maturation of LSU-rRNA from tricistronic rRNA transcript (SSU-rRNA, 5.8S rRNA, LSU-rRNA). Gene Ontology annotation, molecular function: rRNA (guanine) methyltransferase activity; rRNA (uridine-2'-O-ribose)-methyltransferase activity. The annotation marks the transcript as partial.
AUGCAUUAAGUUGAAGGAGCAACUUUUUAUAAAGGGGAUAUGUAAGAUUUAUAAGUAUUAUCGGAUACUGCCCCUAAUUUUAGCGGAGAUUUAGAAAAUGAUCAUUUGAAAACUAUGGAAUUAGAUUAUUUAGUUAUAUAAAUGGCUUCUAAGUUUUUGAAAAACGGAGGUUUUUUAUUAAUGAAAGGGUUUUAUGGCUCUAUGGAAAAAUAAUACUAUGAUAUGUUUAAGAUAUUUUUUAAGGAUUUUUAAAGGAUUAAACCAAAAGCUUCUAGAUCAAGGUCUAGUGAAUUGUAUUAUUUAGGUAAAGGAUUUGGAUAAUCAGAUAAUUUAAUAAAUUUAAAUGAUAACAAAAUUAA